Molecule: messenger RNA, 1881 nt
Organism: Lobosporangium transversale
Lineage: Eukaryota; Fungi; Mortierellomycota; Mortierellomycetes; Mortierellales; Mortierellaceae
Exons: 3
Cellular component (GO): plasma membrane
Molecular function (GO): calcium-activated cation channel activity
Source: RefSeq, a predicted model, not a curated record
AUGUUUAUCGAGUUUUUAAAAAAGUCCUUCUUCUUAUUCUUGAUCUUUACAUUCUUUGCAAUACCAAUCUUGAUCCCCUUGAACUGUGUGAACCAAAUUGGACUCGUCGGGCUGAAUCAAUUCACAAUCGGCAAUAUUUUGGACCAGAAGCGCUUAUGGGCCCAUGCAAUUCUGACGGCCCUGUUUUGUGGAGCGACCCUGACCAUGGGGAUACAUAGUAUCCGUCACUAUAUCAAUCGUCGCCAAAAUUACUUGAUGAGUGAGCGGCAUACGCAAUCCUUGCAGGCAACUACGAUCCUUGUCUGCGGGAUCCCACGUCACGAAUGUAAUAUAGAGACACUUUACAAGAUGUUUAAUGUAUUUCCUGGCGGUGUCAAGCGUAUCUGGAUCGCCUAUGCUGCUCCAGAACUGCAUAAAGAGAUUACUAAACGAAUCAGUACCACCAACAAGCUAGAAGCUGCAGAGUGCAAGCUCCUUAAAGCCAAAAUGAAGCAGAAUGACAAAAAUGGCAGACGGACUUCCUACUCCUCCACUAAUGCUUUAAACCGAGACACUGAACGCCAUCAGCAAACACAACAACAGCAACAGCUCUCGGAUGAGGCGUUCCCAUCAACGUCGCGGCCUCACCAUCGUUCAGCUGCUUUCCCAAUGUCAUUGUUCGCUAAGAAGGUUGAUUCGAUCCUUACUUAUCGAUCAGAGCUCUCGAAUAUGAAUGCCUCCAUCAUAGGGAAGCAGCAAGCAGCUCUAGCAGCCAUGCGUGAAAACCAAGAGGAAAACCGAAUGAGGGCAGCAUUUAUUCAAUUCAACCACCAAUUGGGCGCACAUUUGGCCACACAGUCCGUAUGCCAUCGGAAAACCUUGACAAUGGAGCCUCGAUAUCUAGAGAUCCAUCCAAAGGAUGUGCUCUGGGACAACUUAGGUUAUAAAUUUAAAACCAGGAAUGUUCGACGGACAGUUGCAAUAAUAUUGGAGGCUGCGUUAAUUAUCUUUUGGGGGGUUCCAGUAGCCUUUGUAGCAUCAAUUUCCAAGUUGGAUGCCAUUGUUAGAUUCGCACCGUUCUUAAGUGGCGUAUACAACCUCCCUAAAAUCGUCGUUGGCAUCAUUCAGGGUAUUUUGCCUCCUAUUGGAUUAGCGGUCCUGAUGAUGAUCCUACCGAUAAUUCUCUACCGUAAGUAUAUAUGUAUAUAUAUAUAUAUAUAUAUAUAUAUUUUCCGCCUAGUGAUACAUGUAUUAUUGGUGACAACUUUGGCGAACGGUAUUUUUGCAGCUGUGCAGGCUAUUAAAGAUAAUCCCAACAAUAUUAUGGAAAUGCUUGCGUCGACAUUGCCUCAGGCAUCGACUUUCUUCCUCAGCUUCAUCCUGUUAUCCAUAACCAGGAUCCCAUUGUUGUUGCUUCAACUCGGGCCUCUGAUCACAUAUCACAUCGGCAAGCGGCUCACAUCUACGCCGCGCAAGAUGUUUGCAACGGAAACAGAUUUUGCCUCUGUUGAUUGGGGAAUGACCAUCCCUGUGCAUACAAUCGCCUUUUCCAUUGGUUUGCUCUACUCAACAAUCCAGCCACUCAUUUUGCCGUUCAUAACUAUUUAUUUUGGACUAUACUAUGUGGCGUUCCGGUACAUGUUCCUGUAUGUAUAUCGGCAACCGUUCAACUCAAGCGGCUUAGUCUUCCCCAGAAUUGUGGAUCAAAUGUAUAUUGCAACAGUCUUGUUUGAAAUUGUCAUGCUGGGGAUCUUUGUCCUCCAAAAGGCUACUGGACCGUCCAUUGUCAUGUUCAUCGUAUUAGUUGUUAGUCUCAUGACCAUCGUCAUUAGCCGCAACAAAGUCUUCAAACCCUUGAUCAAGUAUAUUCCCGUGACGGCAUUCGAAGCCAGAGAUGUCCAA